Messenger RNA from Lathyrus oleraceus (garden pea), 926 nucleotides. RefSeq names its product Holliday junction resolvase MOC1, chloroplastic. Gene Ontology annotation, molecular function: crossover junction DNA endonuclease activity. The record is from RefSeq and is a predicted model, not a curated record. The annotation marks the transcript as partial. NCBI's taxonomy places the organism in Eukaryota, Viridiplantae, Streptophyta, Magnoliopsida, Fabales, Fabaceae. The transcript is spliced from 6 exons.
ACACCCAUCUUCCUUUUUCCAUCAACAUAUAAUAAAAUAAUAACCCUGGAGUCCCUGAAAAUGCAAUUAACGCCAGAAUUUCACCAAACCCAAUUGCAUUUCAUGAACAAAUUUUCUUCCAAACUCAAACCCACUAUUGAUAUCAGAUCCUUCUGCGCCUCUUCUCUUUCCCAAACCCAGAAUCUGAAGAACCCUGAAACCAUAGUUCCUGUCAGAAAGCGUAGGUCUUUGGCUUCUUCCAAUGACCAACUCAAGGAGAACUGGCUGGCUUCAAUCUCUUACUCUACUCCAGGAAAUACCCAUCUUUUGAAUGAAGACAAACUUGAGAGCUCCAGAUGGUUCCUUGGAAUCGACCCAGAUGUUUCUGGCGCUGUUGCGUUGCUGAAAAUCCAUGAUUCUGUUUGUUCCGCUCAGGUAUUUGAUUCUCCUCAUGUGCAAUUACUUGUUGGUAAAAGAACACGGAGACGAUUAAAUGCCAAUUCUAUCGUUCAAUUGGUCCGUAGUUUUGAUGCUCCACCUGGAACCACUGCAUAUAUAGAGCAGUCAAUCCCUUUUCCAAAAGACGGGAAGCAGGGCUGGUGGAGUGGAGGAUUUGGGUACGGGCUGUGGAUUGGGAUCUUAGUUUCCUCAGGAUUUACUGUUGUUCCAGUGCCAUCUUUUACUUGGAAAGCUAAGUUUGAACUCUCUGGAAGCAAGACUGCAAAGGAUGAUAGCAGGAAACUUGCAUCCACAUUAUUUCCAUCACUGAGUUCCCUGUUAAGCAGGAAAAAAGAUCAUGGAAGGGCAGAGGCUUUAUUAAUUGCUGCGUAUGGCAAAGACCAAAACAAAAGCCAUGAACAUACUGAGACCAUCAUUGACAAAUUGGAAACCUGAAAAUUUCCGAAUUUAUCAGCUUCUUUCGCCCCUUCCGUUGACUUGACUGCAUC